Dermacentor andersoni is the source of this 1017-nucleotide messenger RNA. RefSeq lists its product as uncharacterized. The record is from RefSeq and is a predicted model, not a curated record. Lineage: Eukaryota; Metazoa; Arthropoda; Arachnida; Ixodida; Ixodidae.
GCGGCUCUGUAUGACGGCGCGCUAGCUUUAAAAGCCCCCUUGUUUCUUCGAGGGUACAGAGAGAUUCUUCGCAGAGGGAACUGCUCACUGCGACGCCGCUUUCGUGAGAGAGCGAGCCUGUCGCAGUCUCUUUUUGGCCGUCAACAACGCCUCCUCCGCGACUAGCUUGUUUUUUGCAUGUCCUUUUCGCACAGUCACACCCGAAAAGGUAGGACUACCGGAGCGCGAACGCCCUGCGUUUCGGUGUGUAGCGUAUUCUUUGUAGGGUUGUUUCGAAGACCGCUCGCUGUCGUCUACGUCUGACAGCAUCGAGCGUCGGUCUGAAUUCCCCACGCAUCAUUGCCAAGCCGACCGAUCUCGUCCUGAGGAACCUCCGGUCAGUUGAGUAGGGGCGUUCAGCGAUGGCAUCUUGUCCGUUGUCCGUGAUCCUGGUCUGUGCCUGCGCGACAUUGGCGGGCGAAUUUGCGGCGGGGCGGCAGAUCGAGGUGACGCCUGACGAUGAAAGAGCACCACUGCACGACAUUCUCUUCCGUCAGAAUUCCGCGCCAGCGCCCCGACAAUAUGGUCCGAUUCAGAGGUUUGGCGUUGAUCAUCACUGCGUCCACAACAGCGACUGCGCAUCGGAUCUGUGCUGCCGCGUGGACAACGUCAACGUGCGCACGUGCCAGCCCCGGUCCAAGACCGGGGAAAACUGCGUGCCGGAUGUUCCAUACAGUGGACAUUACAACUAUUACUGCCCCUGCCUAAAAGGAUUUUGCAUGGACGUCACUGCGGACUAUGGAAUAUGCAGAGUUAAUCUCAGCCAGGGUUAACGCCCCGUCACGACAGGAACCCAGCAGAGGCCACAGACUUCCGAGCCCUAGAGGAACGCAGCCGUUGGAAGCGCUGAAUGCUAAUUGGACGCUGGAAGCUUCCAAUUAUGCAAUUAGAUUUAUUUAUUGUAUUCAAAUAGAUUUAUUUUUUGCAUUUUUGUACCAAAAGCUCCAGCGAACAAUAAGAAUAUCUCUCAUAUGCCAG